This is a messenger RNA of Rhineura floridana, 4151 nucleotides long. Its product is annotated as gap junction beta-5 protein-like. Lineage: Eukaryota; Metazoa; Chordata; Lepidosauria; Squamata; Rhineuridae. Bases 141 to 992 code for a protein of 283 amino acids. Gene Ontology annotation, cellular component: connexin complex. The record is from RefSeq and is a predicted model, not a curated record. The transcript is spliced from 2 exons. Gene Ontology annotation, biological process: cell communication.
CGGGAGGAGCCUCAAAGCUUUGAUGCCCUUUAACUGGGAAAAGGUUGUCUUAAUGCAGCAGAAGGAAAUAAUAGAUCAGGAAAAAGGCCGGUAAGAAAGCUGAGGCUUCUACCAGGUACUGUUAAUAGAAACCAGAGACCAUGAACUGGGGGGGCUUUCAAGGACUCCUGAGCGGGGUGAACAAAUACUCCACAGCCUUUGGACGUAUCUGGCUCUCAGUGGUCUUCAUCUUCCGGCUGCUAGUCUACAUAGUGGCAGCUGAGAAAGUUUGGGGAGAUGACCAAAAGGACUUUGACUGUAACACUAGGCAACCAGGCUGCCCCAACGUCUGCUAUGACCUUUACUUCCCAAUCUCUCACAUCCGCCUCUGGGCCCUACAACUCAUCAUGGUUACUUGUCCUUCCUUGCUGGUAAUCAUGCAUGUUGCCUACCUGGAAGCCAAACUACAGAAGCAUAGGGAGAAGGAUGGAGCAGACUAUGCUCUGCGGUAUCCUCCAGGCAAGAAGCGUGGGGGCUUGUGGUGGACCUACCUCUUCAGCCUCAUUGUCAAGGCCUCUGUGGACAUUAUAUUCCUCUUUAUCUUUUAUCGUGUGUACCCGAACUACACCCUUCCCCUUGUUGUGAAAUGUUCCCUCGACCCUUGUCCCAACGCUGUCGACUGCUACAUCGCUAAGCCCACAGAGAAGAACAUCUUCACCCUUUUCAUGAUCAUCACAGCCUGCGUUUGCGUCCUCCUCAGCCUCGUUGAAGCUUUCUAUCUUAUGGGGAAAAGAUGUAAGGAGCACAUUCAGGCCAGAAGUGCAGGCCACAGGAGGCAGGACAGUGAAGUACUCUUCCUGAAAAGAGACCCUUCCUCCCUGCCCCCCAAUAAACAGGACCCAAAUGAAGUGGGCAUACAAGUGUUCCAUGGUGCAGAUUAUAAACCUUCUGCUUUCAACUUCACAGGCUGCCCACCUCAGACAGCUCUAACUUCAAAAGCAGCACCAUCAUAAGUUAUCACCAUCAUAAGCAACCCUUAAAUCCUGGGAAAUUGGGUAAUGGAGACCUUAUACAGAUCUAAUGUGAUUUAAUUUUCAUAUCAGCACUUUUUGCUAGGCAGGAUAUGGAUAAGAUACCCAAGAGGGGGAGAGGGAUGGCCUAUGUCAGAUACCCACCCAAUCUGGGCUGUUCAAUUUUCUGAUGUCCAUAUUUGAUCAAUGAAUUCUAUAUUAAAUGGUCAUGUCCAAAUUUCCUGGCUCUUUCAGAUCAUUCCAUCUAAACAACUUACCAGUUGCACUUUGCAGAUGUGUACUUCUUACACAUUGUAGAUUGUCCCAUAUUUCAUCCAGUCGAGAAUCUACCCACCACCACCAAUGAAAGUGGAUGGCAUAAUUGGCCCUGAGAUUUAUUGGUCUUUUUAUACCAAGAGAUCAUACAAAUGAAAAACAAUUUUUAAAAAAUCACUGAUGGAGGGAGAUACAGUGCUGGGCUACACUUUGCCUUGAAUCAGUGUUGUAGUUCAUACACACACACACUAGUAGUGGGCAGAUAAAUACAAACACACACACACUUUUAGUGGGCAGGAGAUUGGCAAUACAAACUUCAGAAGGUUCAUCAAACCCCUGGUGGUGCAUGAUAUAUGGCUGAUAGGCUGCACUCAUGUUGGUGCAUUGCAUGUUGUCCAGACCUGAUCUAAGCACAGGUGCUAGGUAAGUAGGUAGGUAGGUAGGUAGGUAGAUAGAUAGAUAGAUAGAUAGAUAGAUAGAUAGAUAGAUAGAUAGAUAGAUAGAUAGAUAGAUAGAUAGAUAGAUAGAUAGAUAGAUAGAUAGAUAGAUAGAUACUAUUUGAACUCUGGAAAAUCAAAUGUAAGAACAUAGGAAUCUGCCUUAGUCACACCCUUGAGCCAUCUAGCUCAGUAUUGUCUAUACCAGGCUAGCCAACAUAGUGCCCUCCAGAUGAUAGAAUCAUAGUACAGUAGAGUCGGAAGGGGCCUGUAAAGCCAUCAAAUCCAACCCUCAAUGCAGGAAUCCAAGUUAAAGCAUACUCUUGAAUGCCUCCAGUGUUGGAGAACCCUGAUGCUGGACUGUAACUCCCAUCAGCCCCAGCCAGAAGGCCAGUGGCUGGGGAUGAUGGGAAUUAUAGUCCAAAACAUCUGAUGGAAUGAUGGGAGCUGUAGUCCCAAACGUCUGGAGGGCACCACGUUAGCUUCCUUGGGUCUACUCUGACUGACAGUGGCUCUCCAGGGUUUCAGACAUGGGUCUUUCCCAGCCCUGCCUGGAGAUGCCAGGAGUUGGACCUGGAACCUUCUGCAUGGAAAGCUACACUGCACUGAAUUACAGCCCUUCCCCUCACAAUAAUGAGGGUGAUGCUGCAGUCCUAAACCUAUUUACUAGGAGAAAGUACUCCUAGCACUUUUGAGUAGACGUGCAUAUUAUUUGAUACACAUUGGUUUAAUUGGUUUCAUCAACAAAAUGUUUAAUUUAUUAUUAUUUGAUAGACAUAUUGUAUGGAGGCAAAGACAACAAUUGUUCGUUUUGAGGCUGUUAUGUACUAUAAUAGGAAAUGGCAAUUUUAAAAUAAAAUAUUAAAUAGGACCUCUUGAUCGAACAAUGUUGCUUCUCUUUAUUAAAUGCAAACAAUCAUACACUUCCUUUGAAAUCUCAGGAAGUCUCCCAUAUUAUAGUCCAGAUUCAAUGAAAAUAUAUUUAAUUUUAAUCAGUUAAAAUUAAACAUUAUUACCCAAAUAAAAUGUUUGAAUUGAUUGACAUCUCUAAUGAAAAAUAAAAAAAGUCAAGCAUUAAAACAGUGGCAAAGCCAAUCAAAUGCUUCACAAUAACCAUACAGAAAGCCAGGAGCAUAAAAACCAAAGCAAGAAUAAAACAGUCCAACAGUUUAUUUUAUUGUUAAGUAACUAUUGGUUAUUCCUUUCAUCUCAGUCCCAAAACAACGAGACCCCCAGGCCAGAUAAUAUGUAAAAUUUACAAAUAUAACAAUAAUAUUUGCAAAAUCAGUAAAAUUAAUACAAACAUCAGUAUCAACAACAGAGCGACAGGAACAAACCAAUUCAGAAACAGCGAUGAGUUUCGUACAACCAUCAUGCAAAAGUAUGAUGGCAGUCAAAAUAUCCCCAUUAUGCCUUGACAGAAUAAGCUCAUUUUGCCAGUUUCCUUAAAUGUUAACGUUUCAUAGCCUGGUGAUCUCCCUGGAAAGUGAAAUCCAUUCUCAGCAAUGAAGUUCACUGUGUAAUCUUGAGACUGUCUGGCUCUCUCUCUUUUUCUCUCUCAUCCUCAACUACCUCACAGAGAUGUUGAGGAGAUAAAAUGUGGGACUGUGUAUGCUGCCCUGAGCUCCUUGGAGGAAAGGCGAGACAAAACUGAACACCAGUCAUGUCCCCAGAAGCAGAACACUUAAAUGUACAACCAGGAGAGAGAAAAGGUGAAUAUAUAUAUAUAUAUAUAUAUAUAAGUUCAUACAUAUUAUGUAUGUUGAAUACAUAACUCAAAACUUUCAAAUGAAAUGCUGAAAUUCUAAAUGUUGGCUUUUGAGACAUAGGUGCCCAAGUCCAAAUACAAAUGAGAAUUUCUCCCAGACUCAAAAUAAAACAUUUAAAACUUUUUCCCCUUUGCUUGCUCGCACAUAUUCGGAGCUGGGUAUCUCUUUUCAAGCAUGGCCACUAUGCUGGAGCACGGCCGAAGAAGCAUCCUCCCAACAGUAGCAUUGCUGCCACUUAACUGGACAGUAUAGGUACGGAGCAGAGUAGCACCAAGAUCGGGGGCCAUGCGGGAAUGUUGGCAAGAGCACAGAAAUGGCUCUGCCAGUGCACCCAUGUAGUCUUGAACUUGCCACUGCUUUGCACCACCCUUGCACCAUCCAGGUACGCGGAUGGUGGCACCACGCUGGCCACUCCUGAUUUGUCAUUUUGUUAUUGCACUAUUGCUGUAAAUGCAGGUUGGAGGGUGAAGGUGAGUAAUAGCUUGUUUCUCCCUGCCUCUCCUCAGUGUCAUAUCUUAUCUCCCAGUCGUGUACCCUGUAUUACAGCUGUGACUUUUGAAUGUUGCCUUGUAAGUUAACAUACAAGGAAAUCUAAGAGGUGGGGUGAAAUGUGUAUGUGUUACAUUUAAAACAAAAACAAAAAGGAAAUGUUCAAUAAAAUGUGAAUAAUUUUGAAAGUU